AUGGCACUUCCAGGAUUCCGCAAGAGACGUGCUGCUGCGUCUCCGGGCGCAGACGACGUUAAAGAUGGCCCUCUGCCGCAAGAUCAGCUCGACAUAAAGAGAAGAACGAAAACGCGGCGAAAUGCCAUCAUCACAUCCUGUUUCUGUUACUUGGUAGCAGUGGUAUUCCUCAUUCUUGUCGAAGUAGGCAAUACCAACGGUUCACGUGUGCGAGGCGACAUCUACUUCUUCAGAUUGGAUCUGGCAGAUAUCAUGCCCUCUUCAGUAUCCGGGUUGAGCAGCUUGACUUUGACAAACUCAAUUGCGAGGACUCUGGGGUUACAUGAUUUCUAUCAAAUUGGUCUGUGGAACUUUUGCGAGGGAUACGAAGAUGAAGGAAUUACCAGUUGUUCAACGCCUACGAACCUUUGGUGGUUCAAUCCUGUCGAGAUCCUGCAGAGUGAACUUCUUGCGGGUGCAUCAAUUGCCUUGCCCAGCGAGGUCAACACUGUGUUGACCAUUCUUCGUAUUGCCUCACAAGUGAUGUUCGGUUUCUUCCUAGCAGGCCUAGUCUUGAACUUUGUCCUUAUGCUGCUCGCCCCGAUCGUACUCUAUUCACGGUGGUGGAGUUUACCGUUCUCUCUCUUCUCAUUCCUUGCGGCUUUGAUGGUGAUAGCUGCCGCUUGCGUGGCCACAGUCAUGGCGCUGGUAUUCAAGUAUGCCUUGACAUCGCAGACCGAGCUCAACAUCGUGGUUGUCAUUGGUACCAAGAUGUUUGCCUUCAUGUGGAUCGCCGCCGGCUUCACACUUUUGGCAUUCCUCAUCCACGCGGGCAUGGGUUGCUGCUGUACAUCCCGCCGCGAUAUCCGCACUGGAAGGAAGGGAGGAAGGAAUAUGGCAGCAUCGCCGAGCACUUCUGAGAAGCCGAGCCGUGGUUACAACCUACCCACAUUUGGAAGGAAAACUGUUGCUUCUUCAGCUUAA
Neoarthrinium moseri is the source of this 963-nucleotide messenger RNA. RefSeq lists its product as uncharacterized. The record is from RefSeq and is a predicted model, not a curated record. Gene Ontology annotation, cellular component: plasma membrane; cell cortex of cell tip. Gene Ontology annotation, biological process: fungal-type cell wall organization. Bases 1 to 963 code for a protein of 320 amino acids. Lineage: Eukaryota; Fungi; Ascomycota; Sordariomycetes; Amphisphaeriales; Apiosporaceae. The transcript is spliced from 3 exons.